GUUUCCUCCUCUGUAAGAUGGAGAUAAGCCUGUCUCGGUUCUUGUGAGGACUGAGGUGCCAUGAGUGUGUACGGCACGUGAGUUGCUCCAUAAAUGUGCAUUGCCUUCUGCCGUUAAGAGCUGUGAAAAUGUCUGCCAAGACCCAGAUAGUGGCCAGAGCUUCCCUCAUUGAGCAGCUGAUAUCUGAAAGGAACUUUGAGGACCUUGGUGACCACCUGACUGAGCUGGGAGCCCUGCGUGUGACUAAGGAGCAUCUCCAGCAGACAGAUGUGGUCAGGGCCGUGUACAGAGUCCUCAAGAACUGCCCCUCGGUGGCUUUGAGAAAGAAAGCCAAGUGUUUGCUGUCCAAAUGGAGAGCUCUUUAUGAGGAUCCUCACGUCAAACCCAGGGACCCCAAACUCUCCCCUGUAGGGGGAAAUAACAAAACCUCAGGACUUUCUUGUGACUCAAGUCAAGAUGAGACAUUGGGCCGUUCCAGUUCUGAUUCUCUGCUGUUGUCCCAAGACGUUAGGGCAAAAGCCGCUGCAAUGAUGGUGCCUGAAAACAACCCUAGUCGAAGAGAACCCGAGGAAGAGCGUCACAGGGGUGAGGGCCCGAAACCCACCGACAAGAGAGCAAAUGAGUCGCCGGAUCCUGUCACGGCCGUGAGAACUAAAUGCACAGAGCUUCUUUAUGAAGCUCUGACCGGUUCUUCCACGGAUCAGCCCAAAGCCGAAAUGUGGCAGAACUUUGCAAGGGAGAUAGAAGAGCACGUGUUUACCCUCUAUUCCACGAAUCUCAAAAAAUAUAAAACUUGUAUCCGAAGCAAAGUUGCCAAUCUGAAGAACCCCCAGAAUUCUCACUUGCAACAAAACUUGCUCUCUGGGACCAUGUCGCCGAGAGAAUUUGCCGAAAUGACCGCGAUGGAAAUGGCCAGCGAGGAGCUGAAACAGUUGAGAGCCUCCUAUACAGAGUCUGGCAUACAGGAGCACUGCCUUCCACAAGGGGCGGAGGGCACACAGACGCAGAAAAUAAAAUGCCGACGCUGUGAGAAGUUCAAUUGCAAAGUCACUGUCAUCGCCAGAGGAACACUUUUCCUUCCAAGCUGGGUGCGCAAAUCAAACCCAGAUGAAGAAAUGAUGACCUAUGUGAUCUGUAAUGAGUGCGGGGAGCAGUGGUACCACAGCAACUGGGUGUGCUUGUAAUGGUAAAUAAAUGUUCUCCACAAUAGGGGACAGGAG
Messenger RNA from Phyllostomus discolor (pale spear-nosed bat), 1220 nucleotides. It is a transcript of the gene TCEANC, whose product is annotated as transcription elongation factor A N-terminal and central domain containing. Gene Ontology annotation, biological process: DNA-templated transcription. Lineage: Eukaryota; Metazoa; Chordata; Mammalia; Chiroptera; Phyllostomidae. The coding region runs from base 129 to 1184 and encodes 351 amino acids. The transcript has 3 exons. Gene Ontology annotation, cellular component: nucleus. The record is from RefSeq and is a predicted model, not a curated record.